AGCGAUUCUCCGUAACCGUAUCUGGCUCAAGCUUGGCAGCUUCGGCGACAGCUCCGACAUUGAACUUGCUCGCGCAUUUCAUUCCCCACAUUCUUGAACGUGUUCCCUCUUGGCAUCUCUGAGUUUUCAGAAAUGGAGAUGCAGCGUGUUGGAGGUCUUGCAGUGACUUGCUUGGCCGCCUCGUUCGGAGCAAGCCACGGGUGGACUGACCACGGGUUCACAGAGUGCCAGCCCAGCAGCUUGCGUGCCAUCGACACCGCUCUCCAGAGCGACGUGCAGAUGCUCCAGACUUCUGCAGUGCCCGACAGCAGCAGGCCCCACGUGAGCCAGCAGGACCAGUGGCUCAACAAUGGCGGUGAAACGACUCCAAGAGGCGACGAUCACGGUGAAUGUCAUGACGACCCAGGCCGUGUCCACAAUCACGGGUUCGGUUUGGUCGUAUCGGUUUUCGCCAAUUCUGGGGAUUACGCGACGACUGAGAAUGUUGACGGCACAAGUUUGGCUUACGUCUACAUCCAUGUAUUCUUUUUCCCGGCUCUUCCGACCACUGGAGCUCUGAUAAUAUUUGAUGGCAUUACUCACGCAGGAUCUCGCAGGCUUCCCUGGGUGGGUCGAAGCUUACCCCGCGCUUGCUACAAAUUCCGAUGACGAGAACUCGGCGACGUCGAACAAGGCCCUGAGUAGUACAGUAGGCGACCAACAUUUGCGAUACAUUCAUGGAGAGUGAUAUAACUUGAUGCAGCCUGGCGAGCACGUUGUGGUUCACAUCCCGAGGCGGGCGAGCAUUGAAGACACAUCGUUCUACGAUCAGGCAGUUGCGUAUACGUUUGGAGAUCUGUACGGACACGUAUUUCAUGAACAUGAACGUAACUGGAAAGUGGGUGGCCAAGUGCUUUGCAGCCUGGUGGUUCACCUUCCGUGCAGACGACCCCGACUGUGGCGCAGAGUCCAAAUGGAUGAGUUUCCACGGGCUGUUUAACGGAGUUCGCACGAAGGUUGCCCAAAGACGCAGCAAGGAAUCCGGUAUGUGAAUUUCUACGUCAAGCACCUCGAUUUUACCCGUAUUUCCGUCGGCGGACUCUUGGGCGAGGAUGGCCACAAGGAAGCGUCUAUUUCCUGUGAUUGUCAGCAGCGCGUGUCUCUCGUUUCAGAUGCAACUCAUUCUUGAAUUGCAUCUGCUGUUUGACGGUUGCAACGGCAUCCGCCGCUUUUGUUGCAGAUUGCGAUCCUUGGUUCAGGUUCUGAUUGAUCUCGCCACCUGAAACAUGGGCUCGGCGAUGUCCAUUCAGUAGUGUUCAUCAGCAGGGAGUUUCAGCGGGUCACUCGGUACGCCUCUCGCGCACGGGCGUGUUCCGGUUGCUUGGCCGAUUUGCAGGUGAUAUCCGCCUGCGGAAGGCAUUGCCUCAGCUGACCAAGUUUCAAUGACCUGGCGCGGCCAUAAACAAAUCUUACUCUUCUCGUCUCGGUGCCGCUCUGCCCGUGCUCGUCAACGGUUGCUGUCUUAUGUGCCUGAUGCCAGGCCUCAUCAGGCGGUCGGCUAUAGUUUUCAGCAUCCGUGCCAGCAUCCUGGGAGCACGAGUGAAUUCACAAUGGCUGCUUCGGAUGUGUUGAUGCAGACAGGCCCACCGACGCGAGUUGCAGCGAUACCAUUUCAGAUGCACACUCGUAUCAAGGAAGCGGUGCGCGUCCCAGGAGUCAGCGACGCGGAGGAGGCUUGAGGUUCCCACCGCCUGUUCUGAACCCUCUCCUCUCCGC
This is a messenger RNA of Prorocentrum cordatum, 1755 nucleotides long. The record is from the annotation of a GenBank genome assembly. NCBI's taxonomy places the organism in Eukaryota, Dinophyceae, Prorocentrales, Prorocentraceae.